Danaus plexippus (monarch butterfly) is the source of this 2169-nucleotide messenger RNA. Its product is annotated as transcriptional regulator ATRX homolog. The transcript is spliced from 2 exons. Lineage: Eukaryota; Metazoa; Arthropoda; Insecta; Lepidoptera; Nymphalidae. The record is from RefSeq and is a predicted model, not a curated record. Bases 88 to 1542 code for a protein of 484 amino acids.
AAAAUUGCUGUCAAAAUCCACAAUGACGCCAGUUUAAAAAAAUAUAUAUGACAAAAUGACACAUAGUUAUAAAGUUUUAUAAAAAUAAUGGAAAAAAACUCGACCGUGGUUAAAUCUAAGUCAUCGAACAGCGCCAUCAUAACCAAAGUAGACAAAAAGAACACGAAAUGCCUCAGCAAUUAUGACAUCAUCACGAACUCGACGAAGAGACGCGGUGUUUACGUCGAGAAAUCACCGAACCGUGAAGAUGUUCAAAAACCACCGAAGAGAUCGAGACCUGGCAAAAAGAAAUUCUUAGCAUCAGUUCUAACUAUACUAUCAAAAUCAACAGCCGCUACUCAAUACCCAGAAAAAGACAACUCGGACAGAAUAAAAGAGAGACUUAAACCGCGGUCGACACAAAAAUCAGAUUCUAAUAAACAUAAGAAGAAAUAUAAAUCGAGGGUUCUAAACACUUACAAGGAUGACAGUAUAAUAGUGUUGAAAUCAAAGAAAGACAUCCAACAAACACCUUCAACCUCCAGCAGAAAUGAUAACUAUAAAGUGUCUUAUACACCACAAAACAAGAAAUCCAACCAGAGAUCUAUCAGAUACGUUCUGGACAACAAUAUAUACAGCGGAGUUGCGGAGGGACCAGCAAAGGACGUCCUUAAAAUAGAUUCAAGAAAGCAAAUGAGCGUUUACGAGCCAAAGGAAACGAACGUUGAGAAACAGGUCGAUAAGAAGAUCUAUAAUUUCUUUGUCGAGCUUUUAGAAACGACCUUUGAUAUGUACAAUGAUAAAGAGUUGAACGACAACGUCAAAGAGUCCAAAACGGGCCUAGAACUGAACGAGUCUGUGUUACAGAAGUUGAUUAUACACGGUCAGUCGCAGGUGGACAACAAAAAAAGCUAUAAUGACAUCGAUAGUGAAAAAUAUAAAUUUCUUAGCAGUUUUUAUGAAAGGACGUUGAAUAAUAACUUACCGGAAACGCCAAAAGCUAGACCAAAAACUAAGUAUUUGAUCAAUACGAAAAAAGAUAAAACGGAGAAAUUAAACAGUUUCUAUGUGCCCAAAAAAAGUAGAAAAUCCAAGAGGGCGUUAUUGGACAUACUGAAAGAGGAAUUAACAAAAGAUGCUUGUAAGCCGACUUACGAAGAACCGGGCAAUUUAUACCAAGCAUUGAAAGUGAUGGUUAGGAACAAAAAGAAGAGCCGAAUUUCCACGCGUUACAGACACAUGGAGGGUUUCAGUGACAAGGACUGCAUGUUGAGGAGGAAAGUUUUGUUUAAAUCGAACAAGAGGUGCCGUAAAUCUGAUCAAAAAGACAAAAUCGUUUCUAGGUCCUUCCAAAUCGAUACCAAUCGGUUCCCAUCGCGACAUUCGUUAGAAGUUUAUGGCUACGAUUACGAGAAACCGGUCAAAGUUCAGAGAGCCGUAGAGACAAAACACACGGGUGUGCCUCUAGCCCCGUCCUCUUCUAACGUGGACUCCGAUGACUAUAGCAGCUCAUUCCACUUCCCUAUUUCACCAACUACCCACUACACGACGUACAAUGACUGAAAAUUAAGAGUGACCUUUACACUAUAAUAUUUAAUUUAUUUCCCAAAACUAACAAUAUUCUAAAAGAAUGGACAACAUAAUUUGCGUAAUGAAUAGCAUUUUUUUGUGUUACCGAAAUCACGAUCAUAUUAAAAGUAAACUAAUUUACAAAUGGGACACUUUAAAACUGUCCGUGUUCAUCUGUAUCAACCAAGAUACUGACAGUUAAAUCGUGUAAUGGAAACAUAUCAGACGAUAGCAUUAUAUAUGAAGAAAGUAUAUAAAAUUCUUGAAUAGUCCAUGUUUAAGUUGAGAAACCCCUACUAAGGACACGGAUUAAAUAAUAUUGAUUUAAAAAAUUGUAUGAAAGACAAUUGUGACAUUAUUAUUCGAGUACAGAAAUGAAAAAUAGUUAGUCUAACCUAAAAUCCUUGUUUAUUGUGAGUUAACGUCGUUACUACAUAAAUAGCGUUUCCUGUUUAAAUCAAUGACAUACGUCAAUGCUAUGUGAUGAUUAUGAAUGGUGAACUGCUAACGCUCCGUAUGUAGUAACGACGCGUACUUGGAGUAAGCGUACUUUUUAUAAAAUUAUCGUUAUUCUGAUUUUAACAUUGAGUUAUAAAUGAAAUAAACAUUUCGUAUUUUUUA